This is a messenger RNA of Porites lobata, 12131 nucleotides long. The record is from the annotation of a GenBank genome assembly. Lineage: Eukaryota; Metazoa; Cnidaria; Anthozoa; Scleractinia; Poritidae.
CUGACACUCCAAAAAGCUCAAAAUGGUUUAAUACGAUUUCUCUAGUGUUUGUUUUAAAAUUUUUCUGAACCUGCACCCUUUGUGCAGUGUUUCAAAUUUUUGAAUUUGAGCGCCGCUUUGGAAACUCAACAGCGCGUCAAGAUGAGUAAGUUGUCAUUCCGAGCUCGACAGCUCGAUUCCAACAAGGCGCUUCCAGUCUAUCGGGCGGAGGAACUACCCGAUUUGACGGAAUUCAGCACCAUAAACCGUGCUGUGCCUCAAAUGCCUACUGGAAUGGAGAAAGAAGAAGAAACGGUGAGUGAAAUAAGUUGUCAACUUGUAGUAUUAUGCUCAUUUAUUUAACAAAUUAAAGAAUGUGUGAUAAGUGAUUAAGAUUUUCAGCCUCUUAAUGAUCCGACCAUCCGUCUGCAAAUCGAAAAGUUUCUAAACGUUAUUUUGGGCUUCUGAUCGAGUUUAAAAGCUUUGUGAAAUGUACUUCUGUUUUGUUCACGUGAUGUCGAUGCGUAAACCCGCCAUUUUUGAACGGGACUUGCACGAUACCCGCGAAACGCGGAAGUGAGCAACUUAGUAGAACUUCAGAGUAGAACUUUAACGAUUUCGCGUCUCUUGUGGAUAAUUUAUUGCUUUUAGGAAGUUUUGUCUCGAAAAUCUUUAGUUUUCCUAAUAGUUUUGAAAUGUACAAAUUGGCCAUUUCCUUUCUUUUUGGGGUAGGGAGGGUUAUGUAAUUCCUUAUUUGAUUAUGUAUGUAGCUUAGCAUCAUUAAAAGCUUUAAAAUUAUAAUUAGUUAUGUUGAGUGUGUUUUAAGUUAACUGCUCUUAGAAUUUUAGAAAGAUUUCUGAACAGUCCCAUGCAUAAACUCUCAAACUACCCAUCAUAACAGUGAAUGUGAAUAGUUUGAGUCAAAAAUUGUAUGGGUAACUUAGUGUAGGAAUCUUGUCUGAAAUUUUUGGUAGUUUUUCAUAUUUUGAUUUUAGAAAAAAAGACUAAUUUAGUCAAACAAACACCACUAUAGUUAUGUAAGGUGCAUUAUCACCAAAGAACUUUUGUUAAAUUCUGUAACCUGCAAUGAAUAACAAUCAUAAGCCAUAUGUUAACUGUGUUACAAUUUUCAAACAAAAUUAUUGUAAUACUUGAGACAAGGUUUUCUGUCUUCUUUCCUCCACUUUUCUUUUUUGUAAGUUCACUGUUAUGGAGACACAAAGAGUGUCUAUAACUUUGAAAAUAAUAUCCUAUGAUUUGUAUGACAGCUGCCAACCACUGCAUACAGAAAGUGUCUUACCUGAAUCUAAUUAACCAUUGUUAAGGCCUUCUGAGGGGUGGCAUGUAUUUCCCUAGCCUUACAUGUACAGCAGAACCUCGAUAACUCGAACUCGGGUAACUUGAAUUUCCCGCUAACUCGAACUAAAUUUCCUUUCUCUUGAUCAAAAUUUCACUGAAAUUUACCCCAAUAACUGGAUCUCCCUGCUAACUUGAUAUAUAUAAUCUGUCAGCAAGCUACUAAACUGAAUUUUGUGACCAUUGAGCAAUGGUUUGUUUACAAUCAUACGUGAUCAUGCCGGGUGGUCACUUACUGGAAACAGAAAUCAAAAGAAUACGUCAAAUUUCUGGCUUUGAAAGUGCAGCAUCCCAGUUAAUUCUUUCAAGUGGGGGGUCAUGUACGUACAUACAUACAUACAUACAUACGUUGUUUAUUGUGUUUUGAAGUAAAAGUACAAUUAUAACAUGCCCAUGGGUAGCUAAGCUAAUCAAGGCAGGUCAUGUUUACAAGAAAUGAAUACAACAAAGAAAAAAGAAAUGAUCUUCACCAGCCUAACAACAAAUACACAUAUGCAAGAACUCAGAGCGCUAGCUAAAUCGUCCGGUCAGUCUCGUGUUCAGAAACUUAGAAUCUUUUGUGACAUAAUCGUUGUUCCAUUACUACUUUGUCUCCUCUCCAGUUCUUCUUCUCAUCUAGACCAUCUGAGGGUUCACCAAGACCACGUGCUAAUCUUUUUUGUUAUCUUUAACUUAAUACUUGUAUGUCUGUGUAGGAACACCAUCUCCAGAGAGCAAUUUCAGCGCAGCAGGUUUACGGAGACACACAACAGCUAGUGAUUCCUACACCAGAGACAGAAGAAAUAAAGGAAAGAGUAGUUGAAACGCUUUACCAAGAUCCUUUCAAACAACCAAAACAAUACAUCCACGUCCAAGGUUAGUAAGUAAACUUAUGUAAGCAGCCACCUUUGCACAAGAGAUACAGCCAUACAGUAGUAGCAAAAAAAUAUCCUGCGUCAGAAGACAAUGCAUUGUUUUAUAUUAAAAACUGAAUCAUUGGAUAUUGCAAUUGUAGAGCUCUGAUUGGCUUAGCCAUCAUGGUAUAUGAACCAUGCUCUCCAAAUAUGGUAACUGUACGCAUCUGUUCAAAAUUAAAAACAAGCUGAAAAUCAGUUGUUUGUACAAAAUUUGUACAAACAACUGAUUUAUAUUAUAUUUAUAUUUAAUAUGGUCGGGAAGAAUUCUCGAUAUUUUGUGGGUGUUUUUAAUAAAACAAUUCCACUCGUACUUGUUGGAUAUGAGAUGAUUAUAGCCAAAGAAGUGUGUAACGCCAACUUGGCUAUCUACCAUCUCAUAUCCAAUGUGCACUUGUGGAGUAAUUGUUAAAUGUCCAUUAAGAAGGGGACACCUCAUUACACGAGGAGUGAGGACCAUUUCAGUUGAAAAUGUGCUGAAAGUAACCCCUACUUUACAUAAUAACCUUGCCACCAUGAUAAAAAUGCCAUUUUUGCUGUGUUCUGUUGAUUCCAUUAGCAUAUGAACACCAAAAAUAGAAAUGCUAAGGUAAAAGGUAAUACAGUACGGUUCAAAUGAAGGUUACCACACUCGUCCAAGAGAAGCAUCUCCUCUGAUGAGACAAAAGUUUCUCCUUGAGAGACAUGUCAUGUCUCAAGAGACAAUGUUCUUGUCUUGGGAAAUGGUUAAAAAUCUUCAAGUAUAAAUAUUGUCACCUUUCCAGCAUUAUAGUAGCCUGCGGAAACAGCCAUCUCUCCUUGCUCCUUGCUGCUAGGGGGGUUUGCGGGAGAGAUGUCUGAGCCUUAACGACAGAAAUUUCAUACCAAUAAUGUAAAAUCUGUCCUGAAUCUGGCUGGAGCUUUGAUUGGUCAAUGCAUUGAUUUUAUUCUUUUAGCUACUGUUUACGAAUGACAGACAAAAGACAAAGGUUCACAAGGGUCAAAUGAAAAAUUAUUGUGAUGAUUCUAGUACAAAAUAGUCACUAUAUUCUUCUUUAGAAAAAAAAAUUGUUGCUGCAGCUCAUUUGCAAAGAACUCAAAACUUUACCAUAAUAGAGCAUGAGAAACAUAAACUUGGAAUUUAUGUCAAUUUGGAACCCCAUGUAUGAAAAUAUUGAUUUACAUCAUUGGUAUGGCAUUUCUGUGGUUGAGGUACAGAUAAUUAUCUCUCCUGCAAAACAUCCCUAGCAGUGGGGAGCAAGGAGAGACGACUGUAUUUGAAGGCUUAAGUUAUAGUGAUGGUAGCUCAAACACAGAGAUUGAAAUUUCUUAUAUUUUAUCAGUGGAUCAUACUAUGCCCCUAACUCUCACAAUUCCUGAUCCAUUUGCCAUUGAUUGUGUAGAGGGUAAUUUAUUGAAGAGUGUUCUUGAUCUUUGUGGUGCAGUGAAAGGUGGUCAUCUGAAAAGCUAUUAAAUGGUCUUUUUUUAGCUUUCAACUUUGAUGAGGAAGUGCCAGAAUAUGACAUGGACUCUGAGGAUGAGGAAUGGCUGAGGAAUUUCAACAAAAAGAAGGUGAGAUUUCUCCCUUAACACAAAGUUUGUGUCAGUAUUGGUCGUCAAUAACAAUUGCUCACCUCUGUGUAACUUGUUGAAACAUUGAUUUUCUCAUACUGACUUUUUUCAUUUCAUUAGGAACUAUUGACACCCCUUAGAUUUGAACAGUUACUUGACCAGCUGGAAAGAAAUUCAGGAAACCAGGUAAAAUAAUACUCAUUUGUUUGGUACAGGACUUUCAGUAAGCUUUGAAGAAGGUAGCUUGGAACUAACUUGGUUCACUUAGAGUUUUUUGCCUGUGGGAGAGAUUGCAAAAUUGAGCCUCAAUUAAAUGGUUUGGGAAUUUGCUCCAACAAAUGUUGGGAGAUAAUCAGACUGUGCUGGGUUAAACAUCCCCUGAGCAAAACAAUGUAAACAGAUAAUUAUGUUUAUCACCAGAAGAGAAAAACGUUACAGUAUAGAUACACUGCACUUGUGUGUUGAAUGAAGUUGAGGAAGAAGACCAAACAGCUUCAACAUUUUGAGACAUGUAACUAUGAAAGACAAGGUGUAAAUAAUUUUGAGAGCUUUUUCAACCUGUCACAACAUCUCAGAUCAAUGCUCUGAGGGGAAGUUGAACAGUCUCAACUGUGUCUCUCAACAAACUAAUGUUAAGACAAUGCUGUGACAUUGUUGUGGCCAUUUGUUUGGGGUUUUAAUAGACUAAAUAAGAAUGUCCUUCUUUUCCAGCCUGUGACAGCGAAUGAAGCCAAGUCGUUAUUGAAGGAUUUGAGUCCUGAGAUCCUUAAGCCUUUAUAUGAUUAUUGGUUGAACAAAAGGAAAAAGAUGGUAAAGCACUUAUAGUACUAGUAGCAUAAUGACACAAUCCAUCAGAAAUCAUUACUAAAAUACAUGUAAUUUAUACUUAAAUAAUGAAAUUGAAUACAUGCAGUAAACAAACUUUUUGGUGCUCUGCCACUUCCUCCUUCAAUGUUAGUGGGGAUUUUAAGUUGUUUUUUAUAGUCGAAAACAUGUAGCUAAAUGUGUGAUUACCCAGGAUAUUGUGUUACUUUGACAAGAAAAUGUGCAUGAACGUCCACCAUGUACACUGUACCUGUUGUUCCUUUGAAAUCAUUUCACAACCCUUGGGAUUUUAUUUUCUGAAAAUUAUCUCAAAAUUUUGUCUUCUGUAAGUGUGUAAAUUUGAAGUUUGUAAUAAAUUUGGCAUCAAGAACAAGAGCCAUCGCAGUACUUUACUUGUGAACAAGAUUUUGGGCAGGGUUUUCUCUUUUUUUCGUGCCUGAACGUGAAAGGUUGUAAUUUGGCAUCAGAAUCAAACGGCUUAACUAGCUUCAAAUGCAUUCUUGAGCAGAAUCACCAGGGAGAUGGGGUUAGUCUAUGGGUUGAGCUUAUGCUUCAUUAAGAGUUAAUAUACUGUAAUUAGCUGACAUCUUGUUGUUUUCUUGUAGAAGGAUCUUGUGAUAUCACUGAUUCCUCAGCUUAAAGGCGAAAAGAGGGAUGGUACUUCUGCUAGUGAUCCAUAUGUGGCAUUUAGAAGGAGAACAGAGAAGAUGCAGACAAGAAAAGUAAAUAAUGUUUUAUUAUAUAAACACCAAUGAAAUACCAAGUGAGCUUUCGCACGAAAACUUGUUAUCUUCACAUAAUAAAUCGCACCUUUUACACCAAAAAACUAUUAAAGUGAAAUGGUUUGGUAUUUCAUUGGUUUUUAUAUAAUGAAUAGAACAUUACAUGGUCGCUUGGAGAUACGAAAUUUCUUCUCUUAUUUCAACACUCCAAGGGAAAUUAUGUAUCUCUGCGUGGCUAUGUAAUAUCCCCUAUAAUAUUAUGCAUUUCUAGAAAAUAUCUCUGAAAAUAGCUUGAUGUGCUAGAUUGUAUAGAUGUAAAACAGAAUUGCCAGUUGGUUAUCGUUAACUUCAGAAUUAAGGAUGUAGAAUAUGGUUCCUCGAACAUAAAAUAUUUAUGGCACAAUACACUAGUUUCCAUUUCUUAUCUUUCAAAGUGCUCUGAAGUGCUUUCGAAAGCUGUGUGUCAUGGUCUAUGUCUCACUGGACUAUUUUCUUUUCAGAAUCGUAAGAAUGACGAGGCUUCCUACGAGAAAAUGCUGAAACUCCGUAGAGACUUGAAUAGAGCUUGUACAAUUUUGGACAUGGUUAAGCGAAGAGAAAGCUCAAAGAAGGAGCUUCUUAAGCUUACUGUUGAUGUGUUUGAGAAAAGGUAAUGUAUGAAAAAAAUAAAAAUAUCAAUACAUUAUCAUGAUCCACUUAAAUUUAUUAAGAAUUUAAACAAUUUGUCUCACAGUAAUUCUGUAAUUUAAAGAAUUUCCCCCAAAAAUUUCACUUGCCCAUCAGGAAAGAUAAGAAAAGAAUUGUUUAGCAAAACGUGGCUGGCUCCUGUGGAUUCAAAGUAAGUUUUACUAAACAAACCUUUGUGGAUGUGUAGAUAUGCCGCCGGGGAUUACGCUGGUCAGAUCCUUCAACAGUGUAUGGAUAUGAUCAGAUAUCAGCCCCCUGCUACUAACCUUACAGUGCCGACAUCAGCUGGUUAUGGCGAAAAUGUCACACCAGGUGCGAUGACAGCUGGAGAGAGGGAGCAGGAAUUGUGGAGGCGAGGCUUACAUGUGAGUUUUAACACAUAUCAUGAGGGUCAUUCAAAAAGCAAAUUACUUAUUUUAUUCAUUCCCUGCUCCAUCAUUACGCAUAAGCACUGUAUCAACAUUCUGGUCCUAGCAGUAUGUGGGAUGUUUGUCACAUGAACCUAGUUUACUGACCUUAGCUUCCGCGAGUAUUCUGUAGCUCAGUGGUAGAGCUUUUGGGCUGGUACCCUGAAGGUCAUACAUGUAGGUUUGACUCCUAUCAGGAGUACUUAGAAUUUUUCUUCCGAACCUCCUGUCUCACUGACUGAAAAGUCAUCUUUCUUAUGUAUUCACCAGGUAUCACAUCUCUGUCAGGGUUUGACUUUAUUUGCAUCAUAAUAAACCCAGUAAAUGAGUGAUGGUGGAUUACAUUCAAUGGAUAUAAAAUUAGCUACAUCCUGUCUUACUUUUGUAACUACCAAACUAUAUAAUUAUCUUUCAACUGUUCUUUCAGGAAAGACAACGAGUAGGGAAGAAUGAUGUAAUCAAUGAAUUAGGGUAAGCGAUAUAACUUGAAAUUAGUUUUAAUAGCCAAGCCUUGAUACACAGUGGACUCCAUUAUACACCCAUCUAAUUAUUACAGCCACACAAACCAAGUGUGCUUUGAAACAAACAGACAAGUGAUAAACAAAACUACAUCUCGAAACACAAAAACGAUAAACGAUACUCCUUUUUCACUGAAAGUGUCUAAUAUCAUAUUAUUAUUAAGUGUCUAAUAUCAUAUUAUUCACUUUUAAUAUAGACAUUUCUUUACAAAUUCAGCAGUGUAAAAGCACCCAUGAAAUAUGACCCCACCCCUCAAAUACGGCGCCUCUGCUGACACCAUCAAAUUGUUAUGGUCCGUUGGCAGCGGCAUUACUCUAAUAGACACGAGUAGAAUUCACUUGAAUAACUCUAGAAGAAGAGUUGAGUGCAGCUGGGUUUAUUUCUUCUUGAUUUGUUUUAAAAGCGUAUCACGAGAUUAAGCAGUAGCUUUUAAGACAGAACAGUGAAGUUCGAGUUCUGCAGUGUAACUUUUUUUGUUGAAGAAAUACUAGAUUAAUACUGCUGACUUUCCCCCCUCAGAAUCAAGAGACCCAAACUUCAUCAACAUGCCAAGGUUUCUCAACCAGGAGAUCAGUUGGUGUUUAGUGAUGAAGAAGAGCUCAUUCACGUUUCGCCUCCUCCGGUAUGCUAUCGUAAUCUUGAUUUAUUAUUAUGAUUUUCAAAUUCAAUUUCUUCCACGCCCUUUUUCUGCAGGUUCCUUGCUUAGUUCUCCAUUCACUUUAAAACCGUUUGUUAAGAGGCAAACUGAUGUUGAAUUGUCUUGUUGUGCAGGUUGAUAUUCCUUCAGAACCUGAAGAUGACGAGGAUGAUCCGGAUGGUAGAUUUGCAUUUAAAAGAAAGCGUGGUGUCAAAUACAUGGCGGUGAGUUGGACAAGUGUUUUAUUUCCAGAGAUAAUUUGGAGUAGGGGAUUCAUCAAGCAAGUUGGGGACCCGCUCAUCCAGACCCUGAGAUAAGUGGGGGGGGGGGGUAGGGUGGCUGGCCGGUUUCCAAAAUAAUAGGGAACUUAAGCAACGUCGAAGGCGACGGCAACGAGAGCGUCUAAAGCAAUAGGUUAAGAUAAGAAUCGGUUAACAAAGCUUUGCACGUACGUCACGCUCUUUGUAUAUUUCUUUGCCGUCGUUGCACGACUACAACGUGAAACUUCCUAAUUAUAUCUUUUUUUGAAGGGCGUGAACACAAGACAACGAUUUCCUUUUUCUGAACUAAGAUAUUGUCCUUUGGAAUUUAACUUGAGAAAAAUUCGCUAAAUUUUGCCAAUGUGAACGAGAUGGAAUGAGCGCAAUGAAGUUUAAAACAGCGCGAGAAUUUUUAAGUGACGUUUUUGCGGCCCUCGACGUCGUAGUUGUUUAAGGUCCCUUAUUCUCGGUCCCGCGGGCUUUUGUUGGCCUUAAAAAAAGGUCCCGGCAGCCCCGACCCUCUCGGGCUCCUUCUUCCCUAGAUGCGCUAGUGAUUUUGUACAUAUGAAGCCGUGUUUUCUUUGUGGAUUCAAUAGAGUGGGAAUUUAUUUCGAAUGUUCUCUUUCAGCCUCGAUUCGAUUGCCCUCAGCCUCUCCCAUGGAUCGAUCCAGCGGAAGGAGGUCUGGGUGACAAGAGAUUUCGCUUCACUUGUACAUCAAUAUCGUCUCCACAGCGAGUUAUUGGUUUCGCGCGGAGAAGAAUAGGACGAGGUGGCAGGUAGAGCUGAAGAGCCCUCACGUUAGAGUGGCUGCAAUUUGUACAGUAUUUACUUGAAUAAGCGCCGCGGCCGUGAUAUAAUUAAAAUCAAAAUAAUUCUUUGGCAAUACCAUUCUUUGUCGCGUCCAACUUUCAAAUAAACGACGCUCUCAAAUAAACGCCGCACUUGAGAAGUAAAAUUAUUUAUUAAGUGCCGCGAUGCUUAUUCGAGUAAAUACGGUAGUCAAGUAUUAAAAGUUACAAUUGACACAUCGUUAUCCCCAAAUCAAUAAAAUGAGGCAUUUCCAUCAAUGAGAGAAAACCGCUUUAACAGGAACCCCCAGGUGAACGGUAUCUUAAGGGGUGUCUUGUCUUUGUCUUGUUUUUUUUUGUCUUCAUAUGCUUCCAAAGGUUUCACUCAGUUUUCAAGUUCAUCUCUUCAUCCCCCCCAGACUACAUGACAUUCCUGUCAUGUAUUUUUGUUCUUUAUGUCCUUUGCGGAAUGAUUCUAUUGUAAAUGUAGAACUUGAAAUGGAACUUGGGUUUGCGAGCUCUACGGGGCGAAACCACUGUUCAGAAAGCACUGCAAGGCUGUGCUGUGUCCAAUCCCCGUUACAAUGUCAGUGUUGUUAUAUUUUCAGUCAGCAGAGAUUUGCAGCGAUUUUUCAUUGAUUACUACUCAGCACCAUAUCGUGCAGAAAUAUUGCUAUCAUCUACGUUUUGAUGAAUUCAUUGCCUUUCUGUAUAGGAUAUACAUGGACCGAGGCUACAGUCCUUUAUCUGAAGACUUAGAUGAGCUGGAUUCGCGUCUCAACUCCUCGACGUCUUCAUUUUCAUUACCAAAUGGUUUGUUUCCGUACGAUCACCUCACCGGCUGGAAGAAACCUCUAUUGUAAGUAACAGCUUCUCAGCAAAUCGAAUCAGAUUGUACUCCAAGACCAUAAACGCCUUACUAAGAUGCAUUUCUCUUUGUUUUUAGGCCGCAUUUCAGACCGAAAUCUCCACCCAGUCAAGUCACGCUUUCUUCCCAUUCGUCAUCUUCUGUAUCGUCAACUGAUUCACCUUCUGCCAGUAAACAGACCGGGGAGCCAAGACCGCGCCUUCAUAGAAGCUUUUCCACGCAACCAAGAUCGAAAUUCUCACUUAACCCCACCCCUACAAAUGGUGUGGUGGGGCUGAACUUUACGCAUCCCAACUUGGGCCGUAACGCUCUAACGAACGGACCAUUAUCGAGUCAAGGCGGUUACACUACGGGAGCACUUACUAGUAAAAACACUGCCUACUCUACGGCACCUAUGAACUCAGUGUCCGCUUUGAAUUUUCCUGUGAACUCUGGACACACAAUAUCGAACAGUUUAGUGCGCGGCAAUGCGCCGUUUUCACCCUCGGCUCUUAGUUCAUCAUCAUCGGCGACUUCAACGUUGAGGGCGGGCAGCGUUGAAAAUUCUGGCGCGGAACAAAUGUAAGUGGGGCCAUUGUCUACUACAAUGUAGUUAGUAGCACCAUCGUGCUCUUCUUGAAUCUCCUGUUUUCACUGUCCUGGACUUACGCCUCCCCCAUUUUUUUUCGCUUCAGACAUCCGCUCCCCUCCACCCUUUUGCUCCUCUUCCUCUUCCGGUUUUCCCAACUUCAGAUUUCCGCUUCCUAUAGCCGAUAGCUGAUUAAUACAGGACAACUUUCCAGUGUGCGCUCCGCGUAAGAUAAAUCCCACGAAAUGAGUCUCUGCCCUUCUGUCGUCACGUACUGCAUGAGGUGUGUCUGGGGUCCGGGAAGGGCCGCGAAAUCGUUAUCCCGCAUUCCCGCUCGUUUCACGAGAAUCUGGCCGCAUCCCGAACUUGUCCGCCAUUGCCAUCCCGAAUGUCGUUUUCUUUCCCAAUCCCGCAUCCGUGCUCAAAUUUUGGCGAAUAGCCCUUCCUGGUCGGGUAGCAAUCAAAUCUCGUAUCCCGCUAACGUUUCCCGAAUCCCGCACUGUAUUUUGGUCAAACCCCGCGCUCGGGAAUACCCUUCCAGACCCUGUUUGUCGUGUGACUUAAGAACCUGUUAAAACACGAUGACAUAUUAUGGAAUACGCAGAUGUAAGCGGGAACUGCCUGGUAAGAGCAAUGCUUUCAGUCAGCAUCUUCGUCUUUUCUUGACCUUGCGGAAAACAGGUUUUUUAUGAUUUAAUCUUCCAUGCAAGGCUCCGUUUCAUGAACCGCUGAAGUAGCCCUUUGUGGUUUGUUGAUGUUUUCUCUCCAGGGAAUUAGAUGUGGUAAAUAGAACAGAUGGCAUUCUUAGCACAAUGGAUGGGUUAGGAUCUUCACUUAGCAGUGUACCAAGUGCAUCGUGAUGCCUGCUAGCCAAACCAAUCAAUAUAAUCAAGAAUGCGAUUGUUCUCCAUCCAGAAAGCUGGUCUUCUCUCUGUUUUAGAUGGUUGCAAGUCGUCGGGGUGAAAGUUGCCGAAAGAAAGAGGAAGGAAUAAGAAUUGGAGGGCCGUUACUUUUGCAGAAACAUUAAGCGCCCUGUAUAAUUUGUUACUAUUCCGAAGGGAUGGAAAGAUUCCCCCUCGGAUGGCGGGUUACACGAGAGAUAUAGACAUAGUCUUCAAUUUGCUUGGGAAUUCUCUCAUAUUAUGCACAGAUAGUUAAGGGAGGUGAAACAACGCGACAUGGAACUAGAAAUACGUAUUAAAGCGCUUCACUGGAUUUGCUUGAUGGCGCCCAUGAUAUUAACGUAGAAUCCACAACUCUCAUUUCAUCAACACAGACGUUUCGUUGGAAAUAUUUUAUUCGCGAAAAUCUGACUGAUUAUUAGCUCAAACAAACUUCACGUUCUUUGUAACUUCAGCCUAUAGGUACCUUUUUGUAUUUGUCAGCGCAUGCUCUGUGAAGGGAAGUUUUUUUUGUUGUACUUCGAUUAUAACGUGCAUAUCGAGUUCUUUUUUUCUGAACGCCUUUUGUAUUAUCGACUCUGCCUUUAUGUUCAGUUUUGACAGACUGCAUUUUGUUUCACAAAAGGCUGUAGUUAAAGAGAGCGACCAGUUUAAUCGAAGAUAGAAGAAUAUAAAUUUAGAAAAAGAAAACGUCAAAACUCUGCCACUGGGGUGAUGGUGGAAGAGCUGUACAACUUUUGUGCUUCGCAUCUUUUGCGCGUUCUUCAGGAUAAAAAUAUCGACGGUGAAGCAUUAUAGUCUAUCAGAAACAAGCGUGAUCAAUUUGUGUUAUAAUCAACAGGACAGAACAGUGUAAAAAGUAAAUAAACGGUCGACGUUCCCGUAUUUUUUAAAACAUUAUUUAUUGUUACAAAUUAUAGGAAGAUUAUUUGCGCAUCACGCCUCUAUCGUGUUAACUGUGAUGCGAUAAUUAUGAGGGACAACAUUGAUUAGUAUUCUCCUUAGCUGGGGUUGCGUUGGUUGGGUAGUCACGCAGUGCCUGCUAUAAUAUAAUUGCAUGACAACCAGAGUAACGCAACCCCGGCAAUAAUAGCUGCCAAGUUUCAAUCGAGGCAGUGUUCUUUGUCCAGUGUACUCGGUACAGCGACAAAGUUUUAUUUGAAUUGAG